This is a messenger RNA of Hyalella azteca, 2539 nucleotides long. RefSeq names its product protein takeout. The record is from RefSeq and is a predicted model, not a curated record. The transcript has 6 exons. The coding region runs from base 7 to 978 and encodes 323 amino acids. NCBI's taxonomy places the organism in Eukaryota, Metazoa, Arthropoda, Malacostraca, Amphipoda, Hyalellidae.
GAAAAUAUGGUCGCUGAGCCAACGCUCUGGAGCUGCGGCCACACUCCUCAGCUUCGUCGCAGGGAGCAGUCGUGGUUUCAUCCUUAUCACAGAUUUUGGUCAAUUAAUAAGAUUUUAUUACGAAGGGAGGAUAAUUCAGUUGCGAUGACGGCAUUUGUGAAGUUAACGUUCGCCAUACUCAUGUGCAUGCAAGCAGCCCGCGCUCAGGACUUCGAGAGUCUCACGCGCAACUGCAGGCUGCAGCACCCAGAGCGUCUCAACGAGUGCGUCGUGGGGGCCGUUAAGAUCAUGCAACCGAAGUUUGCCAAAGGCAUCCCUGAGCUGGGCCUGCCAAGGAUGGAUCCUCUGAAGCUUGAGGACUUUAGCUUAAAUCAAGCCGAUGGCGCCGUGCGGUUCUCCGCAAACUUCAGGAACCUCUCCAUCACAGGCGUCGGCAGAUUUGAACUGAAAUACCUCGACAUCAACUUCGACGCCGGCAGCGUACACCUCGGCUGCGUGGUGCCGGCGCUGAACGUGAGGGGUAACUACGAUAUCAACGGCCGCGUCUUCGAACUCCCCGUCGAAGGCAAAGGGCCCUUCAUUGCCCUGCUAGAAGGGGUUGUGGCUGAGGGAGAGGGUUUCACGACUGUCACAAACAACCGCUUGCAGAUGAAGAAAAUGAAAUUUGACUUCAAAAUAAGGAACUUUAGAUCCAAAGUGGAGAACCUCUUCGGAGGGAACGAAAUAUUGAGGUCAACUCUGGAGCAUUUCUUGUCGGAAAACACCGAGCUGGUGCUUGACCAAGUUCGUCCGACCCUAGUGAGCACAAUGGACUCGUUCUUGACGAAUGUUGUGAACGUCAUCCUCGGACAGCUCCCAAGCGACGUCUCGGCCCGCAUCCCCAACGCCAACUCCCUGGACAAGCACCGGGCGCGAACCCUGCGUGUGCAGGCUGAGCGGCGCAACGCUGCUGCCACUGCAAGGAGCCGUGCGGGCUAGAGUUUUGGGUAAACCUAGCUAUGUCUGAAUUGAAUCUAGGGAGCAGGGUGAAAACUUACCUCAAAGCCGAUUUUUCUCUUUACUGAGCUAGGUUUAAGUCAUCAAGAACUGCGUUGGUUGGCGUCCUGAGAGUACUUCUAUAUCUAGAAAUUCUUGGAUACAAGUAUAUAAGCGCCCUGCCCUCGAAAUCAAGUAUAUAAGCGCCCUAUUUUACAUUGAUUUCGAAUGAAACUUGUUAACGACCCUGCUUGUUUUGCUUGUGUAAAUGAAUUUAAUUUCAUUCCCUGUCUCUCCGCAUGACUAUUUCAUGGCAUUUGUACAAACCAGGAACAAUAAAAAAGAAAGUGCACAUAAAGUUUUUACCAGAGUGUAUCGAACAAACCGAUUUAGGCUCGUCAAAACUUCAUCGUUAAUCGACAAAAUUUUGUCACGUCCGAACGAGUGCCCGAAAAAGCAGUUUCCAUCAUUUGAAGGUUAAAUUGUUGAAAGUUGAAGACAACUGGAACAUGGCUACCGAAUAAAGAAAGAAGAUCACAUUUCAGUAAAAUAUCAUACACAAUGAACAGCUAGUUGCGUGAUGGAAGCGAUUGAUAGAGAAAAUAAUCAGAGUCCUCGUUUCUUAAAGCUAAUUAAUUGAGCGAUCUUUUUCGUGAAAACAAGCCUUAUCGUGGUCAUAUUCUUUGUCUGUCAUUUAUUCCUGCGAUCUCCAUCUUUUUAAAAUAUCUUGAAAUGUCAUCAUGCAACGGCCCAGAAUUUUCUCAUCCCGCCUUAUAUUUCCUCAUCAUAUUUGCUAAGGUUAUUGUGUAUUCAUUGACUCAGAGAGAUCAUUUUAUUUGCAAGUCAUUAAAUUCAACGGGACGAAGGUACUAUACCUUUGAAAUCGAAUGUUAAUUUUUUAUCGUUUAUGUAUUUCACCAUAUUUUGAGGCAAGGUAGUGAACUCUCUCUUUUGGGUUUUUACUUUUGAAAGUCUUUUAUAUGAAUUGGAUAAGAUUGAGAAUAAUUUGACUCGUGUCAAUGUGCUACUUAUCCGGCCACAGAUUUAUCUAUGAGUGCAAUGAUUAGUGUAGAUAUUUACUCUAUGUAAACUUCUAAACAAUUUAAAUAUGGACGGUUUUUUCUGCCUAAUGGCCUAAAGCCUAAACUUUGACAAUGUGUAUCAAAAUUUGUAACGGAGAUUUGUUACAAAUAACAGAAUUAAAAAAAUACAUAUCUGUGAGCGUGAUAUCGCAUCAGUAGCCUAUUAAGACUCAAAUUAAUGUUUGUAUUUAGAGACUGGGUUAUAGGAAAAAAUAACUUUAAACAAGAAUAUAAGAAUAUUUUUUAAUUAAAUAUUUGCGUAGUGGAGCAUUUUUAUCCCGAUCCUUAAUUAAUCAUCAACAUCGGUUUUCGAUAUUUUUCUAAACAUUGUUUAAGUUUGUGCAAUAAUCUGGUACACUUUGCAUAGCCUAUAGCAGGCAUGCUGCGAUUAUUGUUCUGCAUGUAAGUUCUUUUAUUUGCGCAUAUACCUUAUUAAUACACAUUGUUAGGUCUAUGUUUUAAGAAAUUGAAUAUUUGAAAAA